AUGCCUCACCCCGGUCAGAGCCCCGGAAGCUCCCGGUUGCUGCAGCUUGGGGUUGCCGGCUCUGCCUCGCGCCUUAGAUCUUCUUCCUCCAAAAAACCGCCCGAGCCGCUGCGCCGAGCCGUGGCGGAUUGCCUCUCAUCGUCCCCUCCUCCAGCUAACUCGCACCAUGGUGCGAUCCCUUCCAUGGCCCCGUCUGAAGCUCUUAGGAAUCUCCGGGAUUAUUUAUCAGUCUCUGCCACGACUGACCUGGCCUACAACAUGUUGUUAGAGCAUACUGUAGCAGAGAGAGAUCGCAGUCCAGCCGUGGUGACGAGGUGUGUGGCAUUACUGAAACGGUAUCUCCUAAGAUAUAAGCCUGGGGAGGAGACACUACUGCAGGUCGAUAGAUUUUGCGUAAACCUAAUUGCCGAGUGCGAUGCUAGCUUGAAGCAAAAAUCAUUGCCUGUUUUAUCAGCACCAACUGGUGCUUCUCCUUUACCAGUGUCCAGUUUUGCUUCUACAGCUUUGGUGAAGUCAUUGCAUUAUGUGCGUUCCCUUGUGGCUUUACAUAUCCCGAAGCGAUCCUUCCAACCUGCAGCAUUUGCGGGAGCUACUCUUGCGUCAAGACAGUUAUUGCCAUCUCUAUCCUCUUUGUUGAGCAAAUCAUUCAAUUCUCAACUAAGUCCUGCAAAUGCCGCAGAGUCUCCACAGAAAAAGGAUGCUGCAAAUCUGUCUACUUCGAACUUGUCUAAUAUACAAGAAUUUAAUUCAAUGGAAGACAUUGAAUACAUAUCACCAGACUUACUGAAUUGGCGUUGGGUUGGGGAGCUCCAGUUAUCAUCAGCUUCUUCUGAAAGCGAACGACCUGUGAAUCUCCAAGACAUGAACAAUUGUAAUCUUCUGGAAGUUGGUGCUGCCGGCCUACUCGUAGGAGAUAUGGAAGCUAAAAUGAAGGGCCAACACUGGAAAUAUUUUGGUACCACAGAGAUGCCUUACUUAGAACAAUUGUUGCAGCCAGCUUCAGUCACGAUGAUAACAAACUCAGCCUCAGCUCGCUCCCACUUGCGAGCAAUAACAGCUUCCAAACGCACUAAAGCUGGCCCUCAGCAGAUCUGGGAUGAUUCCACAGUCAGCACAUUUCGCCCACGUGCCAGACCACUUUUUCAGUAUCGUCAUUACAGUGAACAACAACCACUGCGCCUAAACUCUGCGGAGGUAGGUGAGGUGAUCGCCGCUGUUUGCUCCGAGGCAUCAUCCACCCCUUCAAAUCAAAUGACCGUAUCACCCCAAUUAACUAGCAAGACUGGGAAGCCGUCAAUGGAUGUGGCUGUGAGCGUCCUGAUAAAGCUUGUUAUUGACAUGUAUGUCUUGGACGCCAGAAUUGCUGCCCCUCUUACUCUUUCCAUGCUUGAGGAAAUGCUAUGCUCCACAAACGCAGCUUGUAGGAUUCGUGUAUUUGAUUUAAUUCUUAAUUUAGGAGUUCAUGCACAACUGUUAGAGCCAAUGAUGAAUGAUAAUGCUACAACCAUUGAGGAAGAAUACGCCCAAGAAACAUUUAUUGACAAUGAAAAUAGGCUACUGCUGCAAGGGACAAGAACGAAAGACUUGCCGAAGAUGUCAAGCAGUUCUUCAGCUAUUGAGAACUUCGAGUCUUGGAUAUUAAAAAUCUUAUUUGAAAUACUUCUUCUCCUAGUUCAGGUUGAGGAAAAGGAGGAAUCCGUUUGGGCAUCUGCUCUCAGCUGCUUGCUCUAUUUUGUCUGUGAUAGAGGCAAAAUACGGAGAAACCAGUUAAAUGGUCUUGACAUAAGGGUUAUCAAGGCUCUUCUAGGAGUUAGCAAAAGGAAUUCUUGGUCAGAAGUUGUUCACUCCAAGCUUAUUUGUAUCAUGACAAACAUGUUUUAUCGAUCUCCAGAACUAGAUGGCUCUACCAAAGCAACUUCAAGUGCCUCAAAAUUUCUUAUAGACCAGGUCGAUCUGAUUGGUGGUGUGGAGUUCAUUUUCUGUGAGUACUCUUUGGCAACCACUAGAGAGGAAAGAAGAAAUCUCUACUCGGUUUUAUUUGACUAUGUCCUGCAUCAAAUUAAUGAGGCAUGCUCAGCUGCUGGUCUUUCUGAGUACACAGAUGAUGAGAUUCAACCUUUGGCUGUUCGGCUUGCUCUUGCUGAUGCACCUGAAGCUUUCUACAUUUCUGUUAAGCUUGGUGUUGAAGGCAUAGGGGAAAUCCUGCGAAGAUCAAUUGCUGCAGCAUUGUCUGGGUUCAGCAACAGUGAACGUCUAAGCCAGCUUUUGGCAAAUAUAACAGAAAAAUUUGACACGAUAAUAGGUUCAUUUACUCACUUAGACACAGAGUUUUUGCAUCUCAAACAAAUAACCAAAUCUUCCAAGUUCAUUGAAAGCAUUCAAGUGUUAAGAAAUGAUAUAAGCAUGUCAGUGAAUCUAGCUUGGGCUACUUUGCACUCUCUUCUUCAUUCAGAAAGGGCCACAUACCGUCAAAAUGGAUAUAUCUGGUUGGGGGAUCUUCUGAUUGCGGAAAUUAGUGAAGAGAGUGGUGGAAGUAUAUGGCUGAGCAUUAAAGAUCUGCAGCAAAAGAUUGCUCAUUGUGGUUCCUCCGACUCUCUAGAUACUUCUGAUAUACCUGUUUCCAUACACCUUCUAUGUGGACUCUUGAAGUCAAGAAACAGUGUUAUCAGAUGGGGUUUCUUGUUCAUUCUGGAGAGGCUUCUUAUGCGUUCCAAGUUCUUACUAGAUGAGAAUGAGACACAGCGAUCAACUGGUGGGAAUGCUAGUCAGGAUCAUAAAGACACACGACUAGAGAAAGCAAAUGCUGUUAUAGACAUAAUGAGCAGUGCUCUGUCUUUGAUGGCACAAAUAAAUGAGACUGACCGGAUUAACAUCUUAAAGAUGUGUGACAUUCUUUUCUCGCAAUUGUGCUUGAAAGUUUUGUCUACUGAUGAGGAGACAGUGCCCAAUUCUGCUGAUAGAAAUAGCAAAUUUGAAACAUCCCAUCGUAACAGCUAUAAAGAAACUGUGGAGGAAGCUGACACCAGGCCUCGGUACAACAAUGUCUCUGUUUCAACGUGCGAGACAGCGUCAAUGGCAGCAAUGCUUCUUCGUGGACAGGCCAUCGUCCCUAUGCAGCUGGUUGCGCGUGUCCCAGCGGCUUUGUUCUACUGGCCCUUGAUUCAACUAGCAGGUGCAGCAACGGACAACAUAGCACUUGGUGUCGCAGUUGGAAGCAAAGGAAGAGGAAACAUUCCAGGGGCAACCUCUGAUAUUCGAGCCACCCUGCUGUUACUUCUGAUCGGUAAAUGCACAGCAGAUACAGUUGCUUUUCAAGAAGUUGGUGGAGAGGAGUUUUUUAGGGAACUCCUGGAUGAUACUGACUCAAGGAGGAUGAUGACGGAGGAACCUGAGAAAUACCAAAACAUGCUUCAGAAGCUUGUCUUUAAGGCUCAGCAGAGCAAUAACGAGAAACUGCUGGAGAAUCCAUACCUGCAGAUGUGUGGUAUACUUCAGCUAUCAAACGAGCUUUAAACUCGCGGCUCUCACAAGUCUGCCGUUUCGUAUAUAUGGCUUCCGUAGGUUGCUCGGUUUCAGAAAAUUCUUAGAGAGUUACUUUAGCAGCACCCUAGUUACCCGCUUCCUGCCGUGAAAAAAGAAGAAAAGAAUUGUGUGCAAGUAAAAGACGAUUUAUAGAUACUGGACGAAAGUAGCAGCAAGUGAAUUCAGAUAUGGCUCCGUGUGCGACAGAGUUUGGCGAGAUUAUCUGUCAUCACUUUGGCUAUGAUGCCUCCCGUUGGUUGAGAUCUGAAGGUUGAGAAGAAAGGUGUUGAUAGCAAAGAGUUGGAUGAAGGGAUCAACACAAGUGUGACAUAUAUAACUCCAUCCGCCUUCUCCUUUUUCUGCGGGAAUGGCGCGACUUUAAGGAACUUACCGAGCUUCUGAUUAUAGCCCGGCAUGUCAUUUUUUUGGUCUAACAAACUGAAAUUUUCUCUCUUAUGAUCUGUGUGUAAAAGUAACAAAUCAUGAACAGAGGCUGCAGCUCCAGAAAUUUUAUUUUUCUCGGAGCUCUGCUUUUGUACAGUCAGGAACAAAUCCAGUUAGGGGUUGUGUUGUGUAGAGAACUAGAGAUAGAGGCUUUUUGGCCUUUGGGUGUCGAAUGUUUUGCCUUUUGAAGUGGUUUAUAUGUGAAAAGUGUGAACCUAACCAGUGCUUUUGUAAUCUAAACAAAACUAAUUUCUCCUUGUUGUUUUUUUUGCUGCCAAUGUCUCUGAUUUGAGAAGAUAACAAACAUAGGAAAUUUCUUGUUAGUGAACUCUGUUUCUAAAAUUUAGGAAAGAAGAGGAGUUGGAACCAAACCAAUUUGAUAAAGAACAAAACAAUCAAGACACAAACAUAGUAACUAACCACGUUAUGAAAAUUGAUUAAAUAAAUGGGCCAGGCUUGUUUCGUGAUAAGGAGUAAAUAAAAAGCCCUCAGAGACCGCGAAACCCUGAGUGAGGAGAUCCAAUACUUGGUUCUGUUCUGUAAAUCGCUUCUGGUAUCCUGGAGAUCUGAUCCUUUACCACCGAUUCCCUUCCUCAUUUAACGAUGAUCGAUGAUCAAGACUUGGGGUUUAUAGUCAAUUUCCUUGGCAUCUUCAUCUUCGCAUUGGUAAUUGCUUAUCAUUACGUAGCUGCUGAUCCCAAAUACGAAGCGACUUAAGUGAUGGAUUUUAUUAGAUGAUGUAAUAAGGCUUUCUAGUUUAUAUCUGUUUCAAACUGAAAAGAGAUAAUUAUUAGCAGUCUUUGUUGAGAUGAAGAAAAUAUUAUCGAGAUUGUCACAUCUCUAUUUCAAUUUUUCUUUCUCUACUAUGCGGGACUAGAAUCGAUUUUGUUUAUCUGCAUUUCAUAAAAAAAAAUUUCUAGUGUAUAACCCUUUCCAACUUUGUCGGCAUGUUUGAUGAAUUUUAAGAUUUUAUCUGCAAGUCGAUAAACUCGUUCCGACAACCGUAGAAUGUUUAAUCC
This is a messenger RNA of Thlaspi arvense, 4985 nucleotides long. NCBI's taxonomy places the organism in Eukaryota, Viridiplantae, Streptophyta, Magnoliopsida, Brassicales, Brassicaceae. The record is from the annotation of a GenBank genome assembly.